AAACUGACACUGAACAAUGAAUGGAGCUAGAGAGUCCUUACUACACAGCGAGUUAGACAGUCAGGCAGAAAGCUGCUGAAAUGAUUCCUGUGGGGUGAUUUCCAACUGCUGGAAACCGAUUUAUUCCGAGAACGGCGAAGAAAGGUUAAAAUAACUUUAAAUUUGAGAAAAAUAUUUUGGCAAGUCUUUUCCCCCAGAAGAAAACGUUUGUACAAAGUUUUUGAAAAGUUUUGGACAGACCGGACACUGCGGGAGAUCAAUUCUUGGGAGUCUCCCACUCUGUACCCCCUCCCCAAGGGGAAUUUAACACAAAAAGGGGAAUUUGAAUCUCUUGUAUUGCCCCGGAUGAGAUGGGAAACACUGGAAGUCUGGAUGUGCAGACGAAUUUGAGUGCUCAAACCAUGCCGCUGAAAUUGCCAAUGCCCGAACAAUGCGAAUUGGAGGAGAGGUUUGCGAUGGUUUUGAAUUCUAUGAACCUUCCUCCAGAUAAAGCACGGCUCUUACGGCAGUAUGACAAUGAGAAGAAGUGGGAUCUCAUCUGUGAUCAGGAGCGGUUUCAAGUGAAGAACCCUCCACACACCUACAUCCAGAAACUCAAGAGCUACCUGGACCCAGGAGUCACCAGGAAGAAGUUUAGACGCCGCGUGCAGGAAUCCACAAAGGUGCUGCGAGAGCUGGAGAUCUCCCUCCGGACUAAUUACAUUGGGUGGGUAAGAGAAUUUUUAAACGAUGAAAACCAAGGUCUCAAUGUCCUGGUGGACUACCUCUCCUUUGCACAGUGUGCAGUCAUGUUUGACUUUGACCUUGUGGAGAAUGGUGAUGAUGGUGCACUCGACAAGUCAAAACCCUGGGGCAGGUCUAUAGAAGAUUUGCACCAGAGCAAUGUCCUGCCCCUGGCUUUCAGCAACAGCCUCUCUCGCUCUGCCAGGCAAUCUAUCCUACGCUACAACACUCUGCCUGACAGGAAAUUUCUGAAGAAUUCCAGACUCGUGAGCCAGAAGGACGAUGUCCACCUCUGUAUCAUGUGUUUGAGGGCUGUCAUGAACUACCAGUAUGGCUUUAAUUUAGUCAUGUCACACCCACACGCAGUAAAUGAAAUUGCACUUAGCCUGAACAACAAAAAUCCCAGAACCAAAGCCCUGGUACUGGAGCUACUUGCGGCAGUCUGCCUUGUAAGAGGAGGUCACGAAAUCAUUCUCUCUGCUUUCGACCAUUUCAAAGAGGUGUGCAAGGAAAAGCAUCGCUUCGAGAACCUGAUGGAAUAUUUUCGGAAUGAAGACACAAACAUAGAUUUCAUGGUGGCAUGCAUGCAGUUCAUCAACAUCGUGGUUCAUUCUGUUGAGGACAUGAACUUCCGCGUCCACUUGCAGUUUGAAUUCACCAAGCUUGGUCUGGACGAGUUCCUGGAGAAAUCGAAGCACACGGAGAGCGAUAAGCUCCAGGUUCAGAUCCAGGCGUACCUGGAUAACGUGUUUGAUGUGGGUGGUCUACUUGAGGAUGCCGAAACCAAGAAUGCAGCCUUGGAGAAGGUAGAUGAACUGGAAGAGCACAUGUCGCACUUAACAGAGAAGCUGCAGGAACUGGAGAAUGAAAACAUGAUGAGGGUGGCAGAACUGGAAAAGCAGUUACUCCAUCGAGAUAACGAACUGGCAACGAUUAAGGAGACCUACAAAGAUGCCAGCAGCCAGGUGCACACCUUGCGAAAGAUGAUCAAAGAGAAGGAGGAGGCUUUCCAACGGCAGUUUCACCUGGGGAGGCAAAUGGCCGACCUGCAGCAUGGGUCCACUGGGGAUUGCCCAGAUGGAGAUCCAAUCACACUGUCUCGAUCUUCCAUGGAUUCGGACCUGAGCCGAAGCAUUCCUGCAUCGUCCGCGCCCCCAACCCCUCCUCCACCACCAAUAGCCCCACCAUUACCAGGUCAAGCCCCACCAGUGCCUCCUCCACCACCUGCAGCUCCUCCAUUACCUGGUAGCUCUGUAUCAGUGAUUCUUAGCCAUGGAUUAUCAGCCAUCCGGAUCAAGAAACCAAUUAAAACAAAGUUCCGUUUGCCAGUAUUUAACUGGAUGGCACUAAAACCCAACCAGAUCAACGGGACUGUCUUCACUGAAAUUGAUGAUGAAAAAAUAUUAGAGGAGCUUGACCUGGAUGAAUUUGAAGACCUCUUCAAGACGAAAGCCCAGGGACCCUCCAUUGAAAUCUCCUGUCAGAAAAGCAAAAGUGCGCAGAAAGCACUGAGUAAAGUGACGCUGCUCGAAGCCAACCGAGCAAAGAAUCUCGCCAUUACGCUGCGCAAGGCUGGCAAGACAACUGAAGAGAUUUGCAGGGCCAUUCAAAUGUACGAUUUGAAGACCCUUCCCCUCGACUUUGUGGAGUGUUUAAAUCGCUUCCUACCCCUCGAGAAUGAGGUGAAGCUCCUGAAGCAGUAUGAGAAGGAGAGGAAGCCACUGGAUGAGCUGUCCAACGAGGACCGCUUCAUGAUGCACUUCAGUAAAAUUGAGCGGCUCCCCCAACGCAUGACCAUCAUGACAUUUGUUGGCAACUUCGUUGAAAACAUCCAGAUGUUAAAUCCGCAAUUGAAUGCAAUCAUAGCAGCCUCAGCAUCUAUUAAGACCUCACAGAAGUUGAAGGGAAUGUUGGAGAUUAUCUUGGCACUUGGUAACUACAUGAACAGCAGUAAACGAGGAGCUGUGUAUGGCUUCAAACUACAGAGCUUGGACCUGCUCUCAGAUACUAAAUCCACGGAUCGCAAGCUGACCCUGUUGCACUACAUUGCAAUCAUUGUAAAGAGGAAGUACUCCAACAUCGCCACCUUCUGGAGUGAGCUGCACUACAUUGAGAAAGCUGCCACAGUUUCUCUGGAAAAUGUCCUAUUGGAUGUAAAGGAGAUGGGCCAGAACAUGGAACUGGUGAAGAGGGAGAGCAGUAUGCAUGAGCACAAUAUGGUGCUGAAGGAUUUCCUGUCACAAAAUGAAGGGAAGUUGGAAAAACUACAACGAGAUUCCAAAACUGCACAGGCAACAUACAAUAAAGUGGUUGAGUAUUUUGGAGAAAAUCCCAAGACUACACCCCCAUCUGUGUUCUUCCCAGUCUUUGUCCGUUUUGUGACGUCCUACAAGGAAGCAGAACAGGAAAAUGAACUGAGGAAGAAGCAGGAACAAGCUUUGAGGGAGAAGAUGCUUGCACAGGAAGCUAAGCUUCAACAGGACCAAAAGUCUCCAUGCUCGAGGAACAAGCGUCAACAUCAGGAGCUCAUUGCUGAGUUGCGAAGGCGCCAGGUCAAAGAUCACCCAUCGGUGUAUGAAGGGAAAGAUGGAACCAUUGAAGACAUCAUCACAGUGUUGAAGAGUGUGCCCUUCACAGCCCGAACUGCUAAACGUGGCUCCCGGUUCUUCUGUGAAACAACAUUGUGUGAAGAGUCCAAUUGUUAAUGUUUCUGCCCUCUACAGUCUGCCGUUUUGACAGACCUUAGAAAUCAACCUUACCGGCGUGCAGAUGCAGUGAUGCGACAUGGAUGGAAACACCUCUGAAGAAAAGACUUGAGUGGGGUUGGGUCAGAUUGGAGGGAUAGGGGAAGUGGUGAAAUUGCGACCAAAACCGAUGCUGAAAAAAUCUGUUCCAUGGAGGAGCAUUUUGGGAUGAACUUUUCAUUGGCUCAUACAACACUCUGAAACGAGGAAAUUCCUGAACAUGUGUCUUCUAAUCCACUACAGAGAGGUGCACAAGAUAUGGCGUUGUGUGGAGAAAAGCUUUGAGGGAGCAAAUCAAGAACUCUGCUACUUUUUGAAGUGGGGGUGGGGGAGCAAACUUCUACCUCGAACAAAUCCACCGAACUCGCUCACUGUCUAGCAAGUGAAACUUAUCUUGCAGUGCACUUGACAUCCCAACUCUCAAAAUAAUGCUUGAAGUUGGGUGGGAAGAAAGCAUCCAUUAAUGGGAUAAAAAAAAAGCUUGAAGAGUCCUUCCAGUCAAACUUGGGGUGCCAUGAAACCUUAAUGCCUUUCCAAUCAGUAUUAUGAAGUAUUUUUUUACUGUGUUUGUAGUCUUGAUUAAUUUAAGAUUUUUUUUUUUCUGUUGUCACUGUAGAAUUGGCCUUCUGAGGCAAGUCCAAAGGAACUUUGUCAUCUGUUAUUGCCAAAGUAAGAUGGCAGCUGCCUUCUGUGGUGGAACCAGUGGUGUAGAAGUUUGCCUGUGUUGUUUAUGUUAAGUAUAUUAUGUCGCAUCAUAUACAUCUUAACACUGAAAUUCCAGGAGGGGAGUUCAAUGCAUAGACAUGACUAUAUCUUAACCCAAACAGCACCAGGCAAGUUUGUACUCCUUGUCUUCCCUUGCAUUGAUUUUGAACCCACAUGGAACUUCUGAGCGUUUUGAGCUAAUGAGCUCUCUCAGUGUUUGGGCUUACUUGGGAACCAUCUUCAAAGCAAGAACAAAGGCUCCAGUUGCUUUUGCAGCUUAUUAUACAUGGGAAGUUAUUUAACAAAGGCACAAGAAUUUUCUUUCCAUUCUGUUAGGGAAUUCUCAAUUAAAAAAAAAUAUUAGACCUAUAUAAUCUCUUUAAACAUGAAUGUAAAGAUAUAUUUUUCUUGGUAAAUGAAACUCCUUUUGUAUUAACUAUGGGUUUUCAGUCCUUUGGAGAUGCUCAGAAAUCUGCAGGAUGUGAAUCUUAAACUACGUAGAUUUUAUUCAGAGUUCGACAUCCAGUCUAUUCCAGGUUACCCAUUUGCUUAUCACUGCUGCAAAGUUCAAAGGUUAAUCUUUUGCUAACUUACAUUGGAUGCAAGUUUUCUGGACCCAACAUGUCCACUCCUGAUUUAAAGUAACUGCGGUCCAUUGCAAUCGGAAUUGAGAUCUGGGAGUUAAUGUGAUUCUUAUUUCGUGUAUUUUUAAGGGUCCUUUGUGGUUAAAUAGCCAGUAGUUUUCUGCAGCUCAUUUCGGGGAAUGGGAGUCCACUUGGGUGAGGUCCCAGAGACUGAUUUACAUGAGAUGAUGAGUGGAGUGGGCACAGUAGGUGCGCAAAACACUGGCAGAAUAUGUGCAAUUAUCAAAAUCAACAUGGUCAGGGAGUCUACCUGUCCAGUUUUUGCUGGUAAGUUAUGGUUCCCAAAAUACAUGUUGUUACCCAAAUGCAAGCUUAAAGCAAUUUAAAGAUUGACAGGUCUGCUUAUAUUUUUCAGACAGUACUAAAUUUAUACUUUAUUGUGUAAAGUUAUUCAUUGCUUUUAACCUUAAAAUGAGUUCCUGGAAGCUGUCCACAUUCUGUUUGGGGAAUUGAAGGUUGUAGUCUUAAACUGAAGUCCAAGAAUCAAAAGGUUUACAUGUAAAUAUAAGGUAUUCAGACGCCUUUUUAUAGCUAUGGUUUUAUCCUAUAUCAUUUUGCAGAAGUAGCGAAAAUGAUUUUGUAUGGGACCAUGUUUAAAAUCGGCCCGUACUCUAAACCAGGUUCUUAGUCCUUCGAUACAUCAUCACCAUUUGAAGCAGAAAGAAGGUCACUCUUCCUAUUAGGCCUGUCUCAGUGUCAGCUUCCUAACUAGAUCCAUGUUUCUCUUCUCUCACAAGUUUUUAUCUCUUCCUGUUCAAAUCCAAUCCAAUUCCCUUUUCAAUGAUAGGUCCUGUGUUCCACUUUCCAACAACUGACCAAUUUCUUCCUUAUUCUUAGCAUUUCAAUUGAUAGUCAGUGAUCCCAUUUUUAUUUUCAAAUGUACAAAGCAAUAUUUGGCAGCAUGUCAUGAGGUUAUUGAACUAACGACCCCAGGAAAGGCCGCUGGGGACUUUAUUAUCUGGAAUUAAAGGAUCAGCCAUGACACCACAAGCCUAUUGGACCUCUAUUUUUUAAAAAAAAUCAGGUUCAUCAGUGUCCUUCGUGGAAGGAAAUUGGCCAUCUUUAUGGUGCCUGACAUAGAUAUGACUCCAUUUGGUCAACUGUCAACAGCUCUACUAUGGCACUCAAAGGGUGCUGAGAGAUGGGAAAUACAUGUUGGCUUUGACAUCAAUGCUGGCAUUCUGUAGAUGAAUAUUUUUUAAGUUACUCCUCUUCCAUAAUUUAGGAAACUGAGAGCCUGUCUCUCACUUUUCCAAUGACAAAAGCUCUAAUUUAUGAAAUGGCCUACAACUAUUUAAAAUUAAUCUUCCCACUCCCUUUCCAAAACUACUACAACUAUCCUUUUUUGGGAGGCUCAAAACUCCACACAAUGGUCCUGCUGUGGUCUAAACUCCAUCUUGUUAAGGAAACAUGACUACUGUGACCAAGUAUUGAGCAGCUUUUAAAAGCCCAGACCAACUAAUCUUGUCCUUGCUGCACACAAUUCUACUGAAUAUGUUAGUAUGACACUGAAUUUUAUUCAUUGCAAUGUUCUCUUGUGAUGUUAUUUCCCCUGAACACUGUUUGGGUGCAAUAUUUCCUCUAUUGAGUGAGUGUCAAUACUCAGUGGACAGAGUAUUUUACGAAAAAUGGAAAUCUAGUUUAGUGCCAGUGCAAUGUGGAAGCUUCACCUUGACUCUGCUUGUCACACUGACCACGUUAUGUCCUAAUGCUUGUAUAGACUCCCAAAAGUGGCAAAGGUAUGGCCACACUUGUCCUCCCUCUCUUUGUAUUUCUUGUGUGUGUAUACGAGACUCUCUCCAAAUCCUUUUCACUCACUUUCUGGCCUGUUCUCAAGCCCAUUAUGCUGCUAUAUUACAGAGAUUGCCUUAGGCCUGAUUAGGCCAAAACCUUGUCGUUAAACUUAGCUAACUUUAUAGCAAGUGUAGCCAGCUUUCUCCAGUGAGAUAACAAGUCCCAUCAAAUGCAAAAUAAUGACCAUUGCAAUCAUUUGGAGCAUUCAUCAGUGACCAUAAAUCUCCCAAUUGUUCUGGAGGCAGGGGCUGUGGAGAAUUGAUAUAUAUUAGCUGGUUUACUGUUGACAGUGUCCUAAACCUGGCGUGAAAGCAGUUUUAUUUAUUGGAAAACAUUUUUCUUAAAUUAUGUUUGUAAACAUUGCUGUCCAAAGACUACAAAACUAUUUAAAGCAAGAUGUUGUUAUGGUUUCAAAGUAAUUCAUUGGCCAUUCAUUUCCUAAUGCACUAACCUGUAUAGCAAAACUUUUUAAAUGACAGUUUUAAAAAAAAGUUAAAAGUUUCAAUAUACUGUACAUUACUUCUCCUGCACCCCAAGUAUUAAUGGAAUCUUUCAGUGAUGUCAUGGAUUGCAUCACUGCUUAGGUUCAUGUCAAUGUCCAGUAGAACAGCUGAAAUAAUAAUAAGGGAGUGGGGUUGGUGGUAUGUCUACCCAACACUGGUUAUUACAGGAAAAGUAUACUGUGGACUUGGGGGAAAACAGCCUCUCUACCUUCCUUGUACAAAUUCAUAAAGCUGCCACUUUAUUUUAUUUUGUCUUUUUUCCAUGUAUUCCAUAUGAAGUAUUUAGUUUGUAUUGUAACCAUUCCAUUUCAUUCCAGACUCUGCAACUUUGUAGCUUACUGUACCUUUUCAUUAUUGUGUAAAGAAAAGUUCAAUUAUUUUCAAUGUUCAAUGUUUUUUAAUAAGCUGUUUUUAAAAAAAAGUAUGCCAAAGUUGAGGCUUUCGGUCUCUUCAACAAUUCUGUACAUAUUAUUCUUAAUAAUUAUUAUA
Molecule: messenger RNA, 7602 nt
Organism: Hypanus sabinus (Atlantic stingray)
Lineage: Eukaryota; Metazoa; Chordata; Chondrichthyes; Myliobatiformes; Dasyatidae
Product: formin-like protein 3
Exons: 27
Coding region: 351-3428 (1025 amino acids)
Biological process (GO): cortical actin cytoskeleton organization; cell migration; regulation of cell shape
Cellular component (GO): cytosol
Molecular function (GO): small GTPase binding; actin filament binding
Source: RefSeq, a predicted model, not a curated record